AUGGGAAGAAAAUUAUUGAUUUAUAUCUCAUUCCUAAUUUCUACUUUAACUCAAAUAUCCUAUCAAUAAUAGAGACCGUUCGUUGAAUUUCAAAAGGAUAUGGCUACCAUCUUGAUAUAUGGUGAUGGUAGCUUUGAAGACUUAGAGAGAAAUAUUAUAUAUACAAUGAAUCAGGCAUUGGUAUAUCAUGAAGUUUUUGUAGCGGUUAAAUCAUAGAAAUUGUUAGAUCAGGUGAAUUCCAAGUUUAAUAACUAGGACAACAUUAAAUUCAUCAAAACAUAAGAUGUAGAUGAUUUUGGAAAGAUUCUACAAGGUUUAUUUCACUAAAUUAAUGGAGAGUAUAUAGUUAUGAUUCACUCAAAAACUUAAAUAUCAGACUUAGAAAUUGUUAAUGAUGCAGGAGAACCCUGGGAUAACUCCUACUUAAUAGAUUUAGACUAUAACAGAAAUCUUGAUCUGAUUUUAUUUUCCAUGGAUUUCAGAUUUGAAGCUUCAUUAUUACUGAGGAAGAGAUUUCUUGCUUAAAUUUUGAAUCAAUUUUCAGAAAUCAGCAGGUAUUAUAUCAUUCAAUCAUUUAACCUUAGAUGUGACGAGCAAACUCUUUGCCUUGUUGGCUACCUCAUGAUUGAUAUGUAUCUGAAUAAGAGUCUAUUUAAUACUCUAUAGACUCUUAAGCUAGAUUGUCUUUAGCAUAUUGAAUAGAUUUACAAUCAUUUAAGCAAGUUAGAAAAAGCAAGAUAAAAUUCUACUGAAAACCCAUUUGCAUCUAUAAUAAUGUCUUGCUUCAAUAGAGAUUACUAUCUAUUAAGGUCUAUCUAGCAUGUAUUUUAAUAAACCUAUGUCAAUUGGGAAUUGCUUAUCUCAGAUGACGGUUCAAACAAUCCAAAAACACUCUAAAUUCUUCAGUUGGUUUCUAAUCACCCAAGAAUAAGGGUAUUAUAUCUUUAUACCAAUUAGUAUGCUGUAUUUGCGUUAAAUUAUGCAAUAACAUAAGCAAAGGGAGAAUAUCUAGCAAUUCAAGAUGACGAUGACAUUAUGCUCUCAACAAGACUUAAUUACCAGAUAGAUUUUCUUAGAAGAAAUCCAGACUAUGAGUUGUGCGGAGCUCCAUUAUUACCACUUAGUUAAAUUGGAAAACCAUAUUAUUACGCAGACAAUUAUGUGGGGAACUUUGCAAAGCUAAAAUUUUAUUUUCUAUUUGUGAACCAUAUUCCUCACAGUAAUUUUGCAAUUAGAUUAACAGAUAAAAUCAGAAAGCAUUAUCUGUACAAUCAUUAGACAGCUUAUGAUUAUUCUUUAUGGUUAAAGCUCUUAUUUGAGGUUGAUGAAAAUAUUAGAUUUGCUGUCUUGCCUAAUUUUGUAACGGGAAUCAGAUUUCAUGAUUUGAGAAUGACCAAUGAGGGAUAGGAAGCACAACACUACUCGAAAUGGGUCCCUCUAAAAUAUAUUGAGAUAGCUGAGAAAUUACACCCAGAAAUUUUUGAAAAUAUGAGUUAGUAAUGCUUUCUUGAAAUCUUCUAUUCACUUUAAUAUAACUCUGGAACUAUCUAAUCCUGCUAAGGAUAUGAAAUUCAUUCUUACCUUUCAUAAAUAAACAAUGGAUUAAGAAAUGAGAAAUUUAUAAACUAAAAUGACUUUAAAGAUCUAGACAAGCUAUUUGAUUAUUAUCAUAAGUAGUACACUUGGUUUGCUUAAUAAAAUAAAAUUACUUAUUAGUACUAAAAAAGAACUUUUGACUGUAUAGUCCAUCAUGGAGAUAUUUAGAUUUUAUUACUUCAUAUCGAUCAAUUAAAAGACUACGUUGACUAUUUCUUAGUAAUUUAUUUUUUAACCUCUAAUGAGGAGGUUACAAUGGAAAGUCUAUAGAAACACUCCUUGAUCAAAGAUUACGAGUCAAAGAUUGAAAUUAAAUUUAUCAAUAUUUCAGCCUAGUAGCUUGAAGAAUAUCGACAGGAAAUUAGUAAUUUAAUUGGCUAUACCUUUGUUAAUCUUUUAUUCAAGAAAGGAUGUUUUUAUCAUGAAGACAUCAUUUUUAGUAAAUCCAAUGAAAUAAUAAACCCUUACUAAUUAAGAAGAUACUAGAAACUCAAUACAAAUAUUGGAUUCUUUUAGUUGAGAUAAUAUUCAGCUCUUGGUUAAGGAGAAGAUUGGAAAUAUAUUAGGAUUAUGUCAUAUCGAUUAUUUGAGAAAUUGGGGUAUAGAAAAGCUCGAGAAUUUGUAAUAGAUCAAGAUAUUUUUAAAAAUUUAGACUAACCAGUAUUUGAGGAUAAACUCUAGACAAUAUAUGUCAUAGAUGAAUAUCUUAAUGUGCACACAAUGUAAGAUGCUGGUUUAUAUUUUGAUGAUUUUGAGUGCAGAUCUUACUUGAAAGAUAAUAAUAGAUCUAAGAUUUAUAAUUACAUUGCUAACAUGUCUUUUGCUGAGAAAAGAAAACUGGAAUCUUUUUCUUUGUAAAUUUAAGAUGACCUAAUAUCUCAUUGUGGGGAUAAGAAUCUAGAAAAAGUAAUUAUUAUUUAUGAUAGGUCUAAAGCCGAACUAUGA
Messenger RNA from Stylonychia lemnae, 2541 nucleotides. The record is from the annotation of a GenBank genome assembly. Lineage: Eukaryota; Ciliophora; Spirotrichea; Sporadotrichida; Oxytrichidae.